Molecule: messenger RNA, 4373 nt
Organism: Gasterosteus aculeatus aculeatus (three-spined stickleback)
Lineage: Eukaryota; Metazoa; Chordata; Actinopteri; Perciformes; Gasterosteidae
Source: RefSeq, a predicted model, not a curated record
UCAUCCUACUUCCCUCCUCCUCACCUCUUCCUUCUCUUACAUGUUGCCCAGAGCUCUAUACAGCAGGAGGCUUUUGGCCAUGUGGGAAUUCCUCUCGGUAGUGGCUCACGGUUAAAUCUGCAUGUCGGAGCAGCGUGCGGCAGCCUUACCAGACGUGGCAAGCAGAAGCCUGGUAGGAGAAGAAGAAGUCCUAGAAUCUGUGCAGCCUUGAGGAGCAAGGAAGCUCAACGCGGCUUUCGCUGCCAGGAGAGCCGCUCGAAUUUUGGAAGUGAGAAACUGACGACUUUUUGCCGCUUUCGUCCGGUUUCCCAGAAGAUGACGAGGUUUACCUUCGGUGAAAGAGAAGGAUCGACGAUGACAUCUUCACCUGGUCACUGCUGAGGACCAGGAGUUCUGUGGAAAAAGAGAGAAACCAGACCGUUCGGGAGCGACGCGGCGAUGCCGGAAAAACGUGUUUGCAUCAAAGCGCCUCGUACUUAGCAACUGAUGAGGAGGAGAGGCCGUGUGAUGACCUACCUGUAUUUGACAAGAGUGCUUUUCACCUCGUUGGAGAAAGGAGGACAGGAGGGGAAAAGUCAGCGAGGGGGAAGAGGGGAGGGGAAGAGCGAGCCAGCGAGGGAAGGUGUGAAGCCAACGCUGUAAAAGAGAACUGCAGAAGCUGGGAGACAGACAGAGAGAAAGAAAUCUUUUUUUUAUUUUUUUUAAAGACUGCCAGACUGAGGGAGAAACGGCCGUACACCCAUUUAACGCAGCGGGAUUGUGUUUUUUCAGAGCCAUACGGGGAAAACUCUUAAUGGAGCCACAAGCUGGUACCCUUCUCUGACCUGUCAACAAUAACAAGGAGGGAUAACAGCAUGGAAGUGGACCCUUCAAACAGCACUCUUGCCAACACAUCAUAUGUCCAGGUGGCUUCUCACAAUGUUUGGGAAGUUAUUACCAUCGCUACAGUAUCAGCAAUCGUCAGCUUGAUAACUGUUGUGGGUAACGUGCUGGUUUUGCUCUCCUUCAAAGUCAACAGCCAGCUGAAGACCGUUAACAACUACUACCUACUCAGUCUGGCUUUCGCCGACCUCAUCAUUGGAGUGUUGUCAAUGAACUUAUACACCACAUAUAUCCUUAUGGGUUACUGGUCCUUGGGAAACAUUGCAUGUGAUCUCUGGCUAGCAGUGGAUUAUGUUGCCAGCAACGCUUCAGUUAUGAACUUACUUGUCAUCAGCUUUGACAGGUACUUCUCCAUCACAAGGCCGUUAACUUACAGGGCUAAAAGGACUCCAAAGAGAGCUGCCAUCAUGAUUGGCCUUGCGUGGCUGGUGUCUUUUGUCCUUUGGGCGCCACCCAUUCUGUGCUGGCAAUACAUUGUAGGUGAGAGAAGGGUGCUUCCUAACCAGUGCCAUAUCCAGUUUUUAACACAGCCUGUGAUCACAUUUGGUACAGCGAUUGCCGCUUUCUAUAUCCCUGUCUCUGUUAUGACCAUCCUCUACUGUAGGAUCUACAAGGAAACGCAGAGACGCACCAAAGAUUUGGCUGAGCUACGAGGCCUGGCUACUGAAAAUGUUCUAGAAGGGACUAAACCACAGAAAACUGCCAUUCAUUCUUGCUUUCAUUUUACCAGAGAGAGAAGAGACCUCAGUCAGGCCUCCUGGUCCUCGUCUAACCAAAGCAACGCUACUAAAAUGACAACCAGAUCAGAUGAGGCAUGGGAGAAAGCAGAUCAAAUCACUUCCUUCAACAGCUACUCUACAUCUGAGGAGGACGAGCAGCAUGUGUCAAUAGAAACCCCACAGAGGUCUUUCAAAGAGCAAGGUAGUGGGCAAAGUAAUAAGAAUGGACAAGUGACUGAGUAUACAGAGGAUCUAUACUUUUCCACUCCUCAAAAGAAGAGUAGUAAAAAACACAUCUCUUAUAAAUUCAAACCUGGCUCCAGCUCAAAGGGCAAAAACGGCAAACCAAUGACUCCCGCGCCGUGCCUGGCCAAAGCAGAUGAGCCCACCCAAACUGCCUCGCCUUCCCCCUCCACCACCUCCAAACCCAUUGACCCCGUCCUGAAGAACCAGAUCACCAAGAGGAAGAGGAUGGUGCUUGUGAAGGAGAAGAAGGCGGCCCAGACUCUCAGUGCCAUUCUGCUGGCUUUCAUCCUCACAUGGACGCCGUACAACAUCAUGGUGCUCAUUUCCACUUUCUGCGCCGAGUGCAUCCCCCAGUCCCUGUGGCACCUGGGCUACUGGCUGUGCUACGUCAACAGCACCAUCAACCCCAUGUGCUACGCGCUGUGCAACAAGACCUUUCAGAAGACCUUCCGCAUGCUUCUGCUCUGCCAGUGGAGCAGGAGGAGGAGAGGCAACGACAAGCUCUACUGGGGCGGACAAAAUCGAAACGUCAACAAUAAAAUGACUUGAUGCGGCAAAACGUUGUUAUAGAACAGAUGCAUUGCUUUUGUCCCCAUGUGAUGAUUUUCUCGAUGUGAACUUUAGUCAGUGGUCAUCUUCAGCAUGAAGUGCUGCAUGUGAUUUUUGUGUUAAAAAAUAGAUGUUGGUGAACAAUUAUCUGAGCCAAAUGAAGCACUUAAACUGCUGUUCCUGAUUAUUAUAGAAAGGAAACCUCAAAAAGGUGGUGACAUGUUCUUACAAUGUUUAAAGUGUUACGUUGCUCCCGAGGGAGCUGCACAAAGGCUGAUGAACUCUCCUCAAAUAAUGUCACUCAGAUUUUCUAAAGACUAUGAGUUUGGAACUGAAGGCUACUUGGAGUUAGAAAGUAGUGGGUUUGUCAGACCUGAUCUCAGCUGCAGGCUACAUUAGCUGCUACCGGCAUAACGCACCCGUAACUGUCUCUGGUUCUGCUGCCUCCGUUUGGAAAUUGUCGUCCAUGAGUCCAAUGAUGUCAUAGCAGUGCUAUGUGCUAAGUGGGUGGAGGACUCCCUUAAUACUCACGUGCCAAUGUGUUUGUGAAAGAAUUAUUGGUAGCUGUCCUCAUGCUGCCCUCCUCGCCGUAGUGGCAAAAAGGUAUUCUCCUCAAACUCUAUCAUGACAAAUGUAGAAAAUAUUCGCAUGUCCAUCGAUUCUGUCUUUUUUUUCUUUAGGGACAAGAAAAUGUCAACUUUUUUUGUGUAAAAAUCUUAACUGAAACAAACUGACACAUGAGCUUUUUUUGUGUGAGCAUGUGGAUAAAACACUGAACGACUCCUUUAAACCUCAUACAGUGUAAUCCUCCUUUAUUCCAUUGCUGACUUGCACUGUAUGUAAAGGACAUAUUGUAGGCAUACACAUUUCAAAGUAAUCUAUAGUAUAACAAAUAUCUUUUACUGAUUCUGUUGGAUUUUACACCUCCCAAAUGAUAAAUGUAAAAUGACUUUGUGUAUAUCGGUGUUUAGGGAAUGUUUUACUUUUGUAACUUGGCUCUUGUAAUUGAUAUUUGAUAUUGUAUUCAAGGGCUAAUCUGUACAUCUCAGUCCAUUGGAAGUUGCAUUAGUUUCACGUUGGUAACAUGACAAAUUAGAUUGUUUACGAAUCACACCUUUAUUCCUGUCAACGUUCAUAUUACUGCAACAACAACAAAAACAAAUUUGGCAAACAUGGUCUUUAAACAUAAUGACUGCCAACUGGCCUUUCGAAUAGAUGAGUGAUGCUGUUGAGUGUGAUUGCACUUCUUUGUCUUUUAACAAUGCAAUGUCAGUUGUUAUCUGAACGUAUCUCCCUAAACUCUCUGCCUUUUGUUCUGCUCAGAGGCAAAAGAGCUUUGUGAAUGCAUCUCUGCUCAUUGUUCAUCCGUGCAGUUAUGUGUAAGUGAGUCUGCGUAAUGAUGUGAAUGGUGAAAUACAAACUCAAAAGUGGAAUUAUACUUUUGUCAGCAUGAACUUUUUCAACAGGACAUGUUUUUAUUUAUGAAUUAUAUAUAUAUUUUUCCAAUAAUGCCAAUCGUUACCCACUCAAAACAGUGGGGUAAAGAAACUAACAUGCCAUGGGUGACAAAUGAGACUGUUGCUGAGUGCAAACCGAGCUCAGACCUCCUGGAGGUCAUCAGAGGACUUCAGCACUCCAGUAUGAUGAAAGGAAAAGUCCGUAAAGAUUUAAAAAUUGACGCAAUUCUCAUAAUUCUAGCUCUAUACACAACCACAAUGGGCUUUUAAAUAAAACAAGAUGUGCUUUGAGUGGAGAUUCUCAACUUCAAUUGGAGGGUAUUUUCAUCCAAAGUAGGUAGGGAGACUGCAUUGUCGACAAAGACUGUGAAAAGACAAAAAGCUACAUCCAAUCAAUCCCCAAAAUAAGCCGCGUAGAUGCACCUCAACAAAUUCUCCCCCGACAUCGACAACAUUAGAUAUAUUGUAACCAGCAUUGUUCAAACCGUCUUGAAUAAAUUCUUGAAUGAACCCCACAGGA